Molecule: messenger RNA, 471 nt
Organism: Colletotrichum tamarilloi
Lineage: Eukaryota; Fungi; Ascomycota; Sordariomycetes; Glomerellales; Glomerellaceae
Product: membrane-associated progesterone receptor component 1
Exons: 2
Coding region: 1-471 (156 amino acids)
Cellular component (GO): membrane; endoplasmic reticulum; endomembrane system
Source: RefSeq, a predicted model, not a curated record
AUGCUUCUCUUGAACGCUUUCUUCACCCCUCUCAACAUUCUCUUCCUCCUCGUAAACAUCUACACAAUCUACGUCCUCCUCCGACCGACCCCGCCUCCGGUCCUUCCGAAAGAGCCGCCCGCGACCGUCUUCCGCGUCUUCAACCCGCGCACCCUCCUCCCCUUUACCGGCGAGAACGAUACACCCAUCUACCUCGCCGUCCGCGGCCGCGUCUUUGACGUCUCACACGGUCGCAACUUCUACGGACCCGGCGGACCCUACUCCAACUUCGCCGGCCGGGAUGCUUCGCGCGGCCUGGCACUCGGCAGCUUUGACGAGGAUAUGUUGACGGAGGAUCUGGACGGUCCGUUGGACCCGCUUGAAGGACUGGGACCGGACGAGAUUGAGGCGCUUCAGGGAUGGGAAGAGAACUUUGAUAGCAAGUAUCUUGUUGUCGGCAGGCUUACUGCCGUCGGUGAUGAGGAGAAAUAG